Molecule: messenger RNA, 2595 nt
Organism: Parus major (Great Tit)
Lineage: Eukaryota; Metazoa; Chordata; Aves; Passeriformes; Paridae
Product: alpha-1-antitrypsin-like
Exons: 4
Coding region: 16-1359 (447 amino acids)
Biological process (GO): negative regulation of endopeptidase activity
Molecular function (GO): serine-type endopeptidase inhibitor activity
Source: RefSeq, a predicted model, not a curated record
UCCAAAUUAGUUUCCAUGUUUUGCAUGUCUAUUUCUUUUCCAGAAAGAGCUGAAAGCGAAAUGAAGCUGACUUUUUCCUUGUGUUUAUUGCUGGUUGGUUUGCAUACUCUUGCCCUGUGUCAUCAGCAUCCUCGCUACCGUAAUAAGCAGGACGAUGCUAAAGGGACAUAUUAUCCAGGACGUAGUUCUCAGUGGGAAGAAGCUUCUCCACUUAAGAACAAAACCUUUGUCAAACUAGUUUUCAGCAAUGCUGACUUUGCAUUUUCCUUUUACAAGCUGGUCGCAUCUGAAGCAGCACACAAAAAUAUUUUCUUUUCACCCAUAAGCAUCUCUGCCUCCUUUGCAAUGCUGGCACUUGGUGCCAGGGCUGCGACACUGACACAGAUUUUGGAAGGGCUUGCCUUUAACCUGAAAAAGACUCAGGAGCAGGAAAUACAUGAAGGUUUUGGCCAACUCCUCCACAUGUUGAACCGUUCAGACAGUGAGUUCCAGCUGAGCCUGGGCAAUGCCCUUUUUAUAGAAGAGACACUAAAACCACUACAGAAGUUCUUGGAUGAUGUCAAAAGCAUUUAUGAGUCUGAAGUCUUUUCUACUGACUUUAACAACUCUGUUGGUGCUGAGAAUCAGAUCAACAGUUAUAUUGAGGAAAAGACAAAUGGGAAAAUUUUAAAACUAGUGGAAAAUCUUGAUCCUCUGACUGCAAUGGUUCUUGUUAACUAUGUCUUCUUUAAAGCCCAUUGGGAGAAACCAUUCAGUACAGCACAGACAAAACAGGAAGAUUUUUUUGUGGAUCAGAAAACUUCUGUAAAAGUUGACAUGAUGUAUCGAAAGGGUUACUACAGAAAUUAUUUUGAUGAAGAGCUGUCCUGUUGGCUGGUUCAGAUACCUUACAGUGGAGGUGUUGCAGCAUUAUUUGUUUUGCCUGAUGAAGGGAAGAUGAAGCUGGUAGAAGAUGCCCUCUUGAAAAGAACUGUAUCUAAAUGGGAAAAGUCCCUCCAGGACAGAAAGAUACAUCUGCACAUUCCAAAAUUUUCUAUUUCUGGUACCUAUGAUGUGAAAAAUAUAGUCAAACAAAUGGGUAUGGUCAAUCUGUUUACUGAACAAGCUGAUCUCUCUGGGAUUACUGAGGAGCCUGGACUGAAGGUUUCAAAAGUGAUCCACAGAGCCAUGCUGAAUGUUCAUGAGAACGGCACUGAGGCAGCCGGGGCCACAGUGAAGGAGGUGACCUGGAGAUCUGGGGAUUUUCCUCGCCCACCUCGAGUCAGAUUCAACAGACCUUUUCUCCUGGUGAUUCUGGAUAAAUUCACCCACACUGUCCUCUUCAUUGGGAAAAUUGUAAACCCUAAGCAAAAUGACUGAUUGACAAAACUUAUCCACAUCACUGGCUAUAUUCCUGUGAUCUAGUGAAACACUUCUCUAUGUGUACCACGCUGUGCUAGUGCUCAUCUUUCAACCAUUAUCCUUAGAAACUUUAUUAAUCCCUUAAAAUACAAAAAACUGUUUUUCCUUGUCCAAAAGUCACUAGGAUUUUCCACAGCCUACACCUGAAUAUAACAUGUAGUGCUAAUGAAAUACAAGCCACUUUUCACCAGUCCUGCAAGAAGCCCUUUCUGACAUGCUCCUGUGGGGUAUUCAAUUGGUUCAAAGUCUCCAAUUGAUGUAGGCAUUGCUGUACAGUCACAGGGUGUGCAUGUGAAAGGAGAAACAGGAAAGUUAUAAGUCCUGUCUGUUUAAUCCACUAACCCUUGAUGACUACUCUUGGAUGCAGAUCUCUUUAAUAUUGGAGUGAAUUUUCAUUAAUUUCUUUAAGUUUUGUAACCAAAUGUGGCAUGAAACUGCAGGAUCAGUGACUGAGACUUUGGAGGACGCACCAAUGUAAAGAGCUGAUGAAUGCAGCUGUUUUAGCUUGACUUCCUCUGUCUCCUCCUCAGCAGAAGCCCUUUGCAAGGAGACAAGAAGGCUGCUUUUACUGUAUAGAUAAUUUUAAUUCUACUAAGAAAGGAAUCCAUAGCAGAAAAAAACCUUCUGCUUUACUCUACUAACAUAAUGAUUGCUGCUAAUGCCUCGAGAUCAAAGCCUGAUGGAGUAGUCCAUGACAUAGCACCAUCUUCCUUUCCAUAGAUUUGUUGUCACUGUCAUUUCUUGUUUCUCCUGAUGCCACCUUCAGUACUCACUUUACAGCUAAACUUGACAGAUUGUGGUAGAAAAAAGGAGGAAUGAAAAUUAUAACUCCAGAAAGGUUGCAUUUCCUCAGUAGGAACAGCAGAGCUUCCUAGGGACUGUUAACUUGGUUUAAGCUAUCAUAAACACAAAGAAAAAAUGCAGAAAAUAUUUCAGAAGUCACUUUUCUAAAUGUUAGCAGUGGAUUACUGUUAUAGAGUAAAAACAGACUGGGAAUUGAUAUUUGUACCUUUUCUUAACUUAAGGUUCCUUGAAUCCAGCUACACUAGAUAGUUGCAUGGUUAUGAAAGAAACAUAACUUUACUUACAAAGAAGUAAAUAUUUAAAUUAUUUUAUUAUUUUUUGCUUUAGUUUUUAAAUCAACACCUUUAGUGCAUCUUAUUAAAAUAUAGAAAGCCAAAGAAGACAUGUAAA